AUGCCAAACACAUUGCGGUCUCUUCCGAACCCCCACCGCGAACACUUAUUUUUUCAAAAUGGCUUUCCUUGGCUGGCGCAAAUGGCCGACACCAGUAAGAUGCUUCCGGCCGACGUGUUUAGCACCCCGCGUCAUGCCUUCAACAGAUCCUUAAACCCUACUGGCCCUUCAUGGUCGCCGCUGGCGUCUCCCUAUACGGAAUCUCCAAGCUGCAGGAUAUGGCUGUCCGCGGUGCGUGUUAAAGUGGUAGCAAAUGACCCACCACUAAUCCAUUCCAUAGCUCCCUCUUAUGCGAGUGACCCCAAGAACCCAUACGCCGCUCAGAUUGCUGCGGAGAAAGGAAGCGCUCAUUAG
Messenger RNA from Mycena indigotica, 354 nucleotides. RefSeq lists its product as uncharacterized. Lineage: Eukaryota; Fungi; Basidiomycota; Agaricomycetes; Agaricales; Mycenaceae. The record is from RefSeq and is a predicted model, not a curated record. The coding region runs from base 1 to 354 and encodes 117 amino acids. The transcript is spliced from 2 exons.